Coprinopsis cinerea okayama7#130 is the source of this 1464-nucleotide messenger RNA. Its product is annotated as 614/534 cytochrome P450. The transcript is spliced from 13 exons. NCBI's taxonomy places the organism in Eukaryota, Fungi, Basidiomycota, Agaricomycetes, Agaricales, Psathyrellaceae. Gene Ontology annotation, molecular function: iron ion binding; oxidoreductase activity, acting on paired donors, with incorporation or reduction of molecular oxygen; monooxygenase activity. The record is from RefSeq and is a predicted model, not a curated record. Bases 1 to 1464 code for a protein of 487 amino acids.
AUGGACCCGCUUCUCCUACCCGCCCUUGGAUUCGUGCUGCUUGUUGUACAGAGAAUUGUGGCGUUUUGGAAGUCGCUUAGAUCUAUUGGUCACCAUGCAGGACCUCGAAGAGCCUUGACCUCAUAUGGCAUUUGGGGCAGCGACAUCCUCCCUCCCAUCCCUGGAGUCGCAGCGGGACACAACCACUUGUUGCUGGAUAAAUUUAGGCAGUAUGCUCGUUACGGAUGGGACGCGUACGCGGAGGUCUCUUGGUUCGGCAAGUCGACCGUCGUCUAUGUCCUAGCCGAUGCUGCUGCUAUCAAGGUUAGAGCAAUUGAAGAAGUCGCCGCGUCGCGCACGCGGUUCCCCAAGCCUACCGAACACUAUGAAGUUUUGGCGAUCUAUGGUCAGAAUAUCCUCACUGUCGAGGGAGAUACAUGGAAGAAGUAUAAGAAGUUGGUGUCGCCUGCAUUUGCGGACCGUAGCAACAGGCUCGUGUGGUCAGAAACCGUUCGAAUUCUCAGUGAUCUAUUCGAGGAUGUAUGGGGCGACAGGAAGUCCAUCGAGAUUGACCAUUGCCUCGAGCUCACCAUGCCAAUUACCCUUUACGUUCUCGGUGGUGCCGGGUUCGGAAGCCGAAUGACUUGGAAGGAGGAUACCGUUCGACCAGGGCAUCAGCUCUCCUUCAAGGAAGCAACGCACAGCGUCUCGAAGAAUCUUAUGUUCAACAUUGCCGUGCCCAAAUGGGCCCUCCCACUCACCAAACGAGGAAGGGACACUCAGAUGGCUUUCGCUGAAUUGGGACUUUAUAUGAACGAGAUGCUUCAAGAGCGGUUGUCCUCCCCCAACUCGGACAGAGAUGAUUUGUUCAGUUUGUUGCUUGCUUCGAGCACAGGAGACUUCAAGGACGACUCUGAGAAACUUACGCAUACCGAGAUCCUUGGGAACACGUUCAUCUUCUUGAUUGCUGGCCACGAGACAACCGCCCACACGCUUUGCUUCGCGUUUGCUCUGUUGGCACUCUAUCCAGACGAGCAGGAGAAACUUUACAAGCACAUCAAGUCGGUUCUUACUGAUGAUGAGCCACCUGUGACUGGAAUCCCCAAAUACUCUGCAGAGGAUACCACUUUGGAGAUUGGUAACCAAAAUGGCGAGACGAAGACUAUUCCUAUUCCCAAGGGCACCUACCUCACCAUCGAUGCUGUUGGAUUGCACCAUAACCCUCGCUAUUGGAAGAACCCCGAGGAGUUUAGGCCUGAGCGGUUCUUGGGUGACUGGCCGCGCGACGCGUUUGUUCCGUUCAGCGUUGGUGCACGGGCGUGCAUUGGUCGAAAGUUCGCGGAAACUGAAGCGGUGGCGGUCAUCACUAUGCUCGUGUCCAAGUACAAGAUUACGAUCAAGGAAGAGCCAGAGUUUGCUUCUGAGACAUUUGAGCAGAGGAAGGAGAGGAUUUUGAAGAAUUAUUCUGGGGUUACUGUGACGUGA